CAGGGCAGAGGGUGCUCAUCACGGAGGAACUGCAGGACAUGGAAGUGCACAAGGGCUCCUCAGCCACAUUCUGCUGCCGUGUUGCCCCUGCUGACCACGGGCCUGUGCGCUGGUUCCUGGACGAGACACCCUUGCAUGCCAAUGAGCUCAAUGAAAUUGUGGUCCAGCCUGGGGGGUACCAUGUGCUUACCCUGCGACAGCUGGCGCUCAAGGACUCGGGUACUAUCUACUUUGAGGCGGGUGACCAGAGGACCUCGGCCACCCUGCGGGUCACUGAGAAGCUGAGCAUCUUUUCCCAGGAGCUCACAGAUGCCACAGUCACAGAAGGCGAGGACUUGACCCUCACAUGUGAGACCACUGCUCCUGACACCCCCGUGCACUGGACCAAGGAUGGGAAGAUGCUGCGGCCAUCUGCCCGGUGCCAGCUGAGCUACGAGGGCUGCUGUGCCCAGCUGGUCAUCACAGGUGCCACCCCGCAGGAUGGUGGGCGAUAUAAGUGUGAGGCUGGCGGGGCCUGGAGCAGCUCCAUUGUCAGGGUCCAAGGUGAGCUCAGUGCCUGUGGCUCCCAGUCUACCUGGCAGGUCUGCCGUGUGCCUGCCCUGCUGGCCUGCCUCCUGUGA
Molecule: messenger RNA, 620 nt
Organism: Urocitellus parryii (Arctic ground squirrel)
Lineage: Eukaryota; Metazoa; Chordata; Mammalia; Rodentia; Sciuridae
Source: RefSeq, a predicted model, not a curated record